Nicrophorus vespilloides is the source of this 1808-nucleotide messenger RNA. RefSeq names its product protein pygopus-like. The record is from RefSeq and is a predicted model, not a curated record. The coding region runs from base 675 to 1748 and encodes 357 amino acids. NCBI's taxonomy places the organism in Eukaryota, Metazoa, Arthropoda, Insecta, Coleoptera, Silphidae. The transcript has 6 exons.
UAAGUUUGAAUGAAAUUUCUGUUAAUUUCGAGUUAUUGAUCAGAGUAGAUAUAGAUUAUGAUGUAACGGGCCUUUGUCGCCAGGACGUGUUUCGCAUGUUGCCGAUGUUUCGUUGUUGCUGCGGCCAUUCGGGUCGCGUCCGUCGACCUUCCAGACGGGUAUUUGGUUUUUGAAAAUUGCCGGCUUGGGUAUUUCGAAAAGUCGAGGGGCUAACAGUAAGUGAGUGAGAGAGAGAGAGGAAGAAAGACGGAUCGAAGAAAAGAUCCUGGCGAGUGGUGGUGAAGAAGAAGAAGAAGGAGGAUUAAAAAAAAAGAAAUAUGGUCGACCCGAUAGGUGAGAGCGGGCACGAUAUUGUAGCCAAAUUCAGACCGGUAUUUAUCUGCCAUUGUUUAUUAUGAUGUUUAUCACACCGAAUGCAAUGUUGGAAAUGGCUCCGAAGGCUUGUUUAUAAUAGUGAGAGACAAGGUAGGCGGCAAUCCGCACGGCCCACCGAUCUAGGCCAGCGCCCAUCCUCAUCAUUUUUCUUAAUUUUCCUUCAAUCCCUUCUGUACCUUCAUCUACCGAAAUUUUUGCACCACGGGAAGGAAUCCGUGAGAAGUUGUGUGGGAUCAGGGAAAGAGAACUGAACUGAAAAUGUACCCAUCUAGUGGCUGUGUGUGUGUGAAAUCAUAGAUAUGAGUCAUUUAUCACCAUUCCGGGUAAAUGUACCAAACCUGGGUACAGAGCUGUCCAGUGGUGUCUCUAACCCAAAGAAGAGGCGAAAAAAUGGACAGACCCCAACAAUACCACCAACCCCAAAUGUGCAGGACUUGUAUGCACCACCAAUAUCAGGAUUCGGAGACACUAUUGUUGCCUCCAACCCUUUUGAUGAUUGCCCCAGCAUGAACAUGGCCAUGAUCAGGAACCCAAAUCCCAUGGGUAUGGGUUCCAACAUGCCCAUGGGUAUGAACAUUUGCAACAGGCCAAUGGGUGGUCCUCCUUUGUCAUCAAUGGCACCACAUCACAACCAUCCCGGUAUGAUGAUGAAUGGGCCUCGGAUGAAUGGUCCACCCAUGAAUGGGCCUCAAAUGAAUGGCCCUCCAAUGGGUAACCCAAUGGGACCACAUAUGAUUCCUAGUCCAAACGGACCUAUGCAUGGUCCUAUUCCAGGUCCAAUACAAAGUCCAAUUAACAAUAUGGGACCAUCGCCUAUGCCGGGUCAGAUGCAAGGCAAUGGACCCAUUAAUGGGCCUAUGAUCAGUCCUAUGGGUCCAAUGAACAAUGGUGGACCUCUAGGUCCAAUGAACAGCCCUAUGAACGGACCUGGGCCUAUGAAUGGUAUGUCGUCGCCCAUGAACGGUCCCAUGAAUGGAAUGGGAAAUAACAUGAACAGUCCUAUGGGUGGACCACAAUGUAAUAUGAAUUCAGGGCCAAUGAAUAACAAUUUUAUGAUGCCUCUGAACAACAUUUAUCAGAAACCUUUGCCUGUGAGUGCAGGCAAAGUCUACCCCGCAGAUCAAUCAAUGGUUUUUAAUUCACAAAAUCCUAACGCGCCGCCAAUUUACCCAUGCGGCGUCUGCCAUAAAGAGGUGCACGAUAACGAUCAAGCCAUCCUAUGUGAGAGUGGCUGCAACUUCUGGUUCCAUAGGGGAUGUACCGGUUUAACGGAAGCCGCGUUUCAGCUUCUUACAGCCGAGGUCUACGCGGAAUGGGUGUGCGACAAAUGCCUGACGUCGAAGAACAUACCCCUAGUGAAAUUUAAGCCAUGAUUAGGUCAGAGUAAGAAUAGAAUUAGAAUUGGACACUCGAAUAAAUCUAAACAUAGCGAG